Rhineura floridana is the source of this 3171-nucleotide messenger RNA. RefSeq names its product ubiquilin 1 (gene UBQLN1). The coding region runs from base 379 to 2163 and encodes 594 amino acids. The record is from RefSeq and is a predicted model, not a curated record. The transcript is spliced from 11 exons. Gene Ontology annotation, biological process: ubiquitin-dependent protein catabolic process. Gene Ontology annotation, cellular component: cytosol. Lineage: Eukaryota; Metazoa; Chordata; Lepidosauria; Squamata; Rhineuridae. Gene Ontology annotation, molecular function: polyubiquitin modification-dependent protein binding.
UCAUUACAACUACACUUGCGCAGUAAGAGUGGGCUUCCGAUGCGCACGCGCCAUGAGCUUCUUGUUUCCCUUUUUUGCACUUGCGCACCUCUCCCAAGUGCUAUCUCCAGCACCGGCCAAGUCGGUCCCCCUUUUCUAGUAACUUCCCCGAUUCUUAACGUCAUCAGCAGGCGCCACAGCUGAGCCGGGCUGUUUCCGUUGAACUCUCCGAGAGUCGGAAAGCUUUUACAGCGUCGGGGGGCGCGCGCGAGAGAUUGUGAAGGGGUAGGAAGAGAGGGGAGGGUCGGCAUUACCCAUCAUUCAGUGCGCGGCUUGGCUAACGAGUAAAGGAGGCCCCGCCGCCGUCCAUCUAGCCUCCCUUUCCCCCUAGCGCGCGCCAUGUCUGAGAGCAGCGAGAGCCCUCCUGGGCCUCAGAGCCCCAGCGAGACCGCCGGCCCAGCCACCUCUGCCUCCGAGCCGCGGAUCAUCAAAGUCACCGUAAAGACCCCCAAAGAAAAGGAGGAGUUUGCGGUCCCUGAGACUAGCAGCAUCCGGCAGUUUAAGGAAGAAAUCUCCAAGCGUUUUAAAGCCCACACUGACCAACUUGUGUUGAUAUUCGCUGGAAAAAUUUUAAAAGAUCAAGAUACACUGACCCAGCAUGGAAUCCAUGAUGGACUUACCGUUCACCUUGUCAUCAAAACACAAAACAGGUCACAUGACAAUUCAGCUCAGCAAACAACUACUGCAGGGAGUACUGCUACCACAACAGCAUCCACCAGUAGUACCUCUACAAAUUCGACAAACACCAGCCCUUUUGGUUUGGGUGGUCUUGGAGGACUUGCAAGCCUGAGUAGCCUAGGCCUGAACACCUCAAACUUCUCAGAAUUACAGAGUCAAAUGCAGCGACAGCUUAUGUCCAAUCCAGAGAUGAUGGUUCAGAUUAUGGAGAAUCCCUUUGUUCAGAGCAUGCUUUCAAAUCCAGACCUAAUGAGGCAGUUAAUUAUGGCUAAUCCUCAGAUGCAGCAGUUGAUACAACGAAAUCCAGAGAUCAGCCAUAUGCUUAAUAAUCCAGAUAUAAUGAGACAGACUUUAGAACUUGCUAGAAACCCUGCAAUGAUGCAAGAAAUGAUGAGAAACCAGGACCGUGCCUUGAGCAACCUUGAAAGUAUACCUGGUGGUUAUAAUGCUUUGCGACGCAUGUACACAGAUAUACAGGAGCCAAUGCUGAAUGCAGCACAAGAGCAGUUUGGAGGCAAUCCAUUUGCUUCAUUAGUAAGCAAUUCUUCAGGUGGAGACAGCCAGCCAUCUCGCACAGAAAACAGAGACCCUUUGCCAAAUCCUUGGGCUCCUCAGUCCGGCACACAGAGCUCGCCAAACAGUGGCAGCAACAGUGGAGACAGUGGAGGAAGCAGCAGUGUUGGAAGUAGUAGCACUGGAAACACAGGACAGACUUCAACAAUGCCAAAUUUGGGACCAGGUCUAGGAGCUGGUAUGUUCAACACACCUGGAAUGCAGAGCUUGUUGCAGCAAAUAACAGAAAACCCACAGUUAAUGCAGAAUAUGUUGUCUGCUCCCUACAUGAGAAGCAUGAUGCAGUCAUUGAGCCAGAACCCUGACCUUGCAGCCCAGAUGAUGCUGAAUAACCCUUUGUUUGCUGGGAAUCCACAACUUCAAGAGCAAAUGAGACAACAAAUUCCAACUUUCCUUCAACAAAUGCAGAAUCCAGAUACGUUAUCUGCAAUGUCAAAUCCUAGAGCUAUGCAGGCUUUGCUACAGAUUCAGCAAGGAUUGCAGACUCUAGCAACAGAAGCACCAGGACUUAUACCUGGAUUUAAUGCUGGUAUAGCUGGAUUAGGAAACUCUGGUUUAGGAAGUGCUGGAUUAGGGAGCACUGGCAUUCCUGCUGGAACAGCAGUGCCCACUUCAGUCCCAAAUGAAACUACAAGCCCAACAUCAGGAACCAGUGAAACUGGACACCAGCAGUUUGUUCAACAGAUGUUGCAGGCUCUUGCUGGAGCAAAUGCUCAGCAAUUGCAAAAUCCAGAAGUCAGAUUUCAGCAGCAACUGGAGCAGCUCAGUGCAAUGGGCUUUUUGAACCGUGAAGCAAACCUACAAGCGCUAAUAGCAACAGGAGGUGAUAUCAAUGCAGCCAUUGAAAGGCUACUGGGUUCCCAGCCAUCAUAGCAACAUUUCUGAAACUUGAAAAAUGUAAUUUAUUUUUGAUAACAGCUCUUAAAUCUUUCAAAUACCAGCUUUAUUUCAUUCUGACUCUUGGGAAUUGUCUUGUUCUAACUAAACCCAGUCUGAUGCAUUAAGGUGGAGUGCAGUAGUUUUCUUCAAACAGUGGGAAUCAAUGCUUUUCACUUGGUUGUUGCAUGCAUCAAACCCUUCUUCAUUCUACAUUUAUUGUGAUUUUUUUAAAAAAGGAAAUCUGCUUCCACAGUUGGGUGACCAGGUUUUAUCUGACCUUCAACUGUCCAAUUUAGUUGCUUCUUAAACAUUAGCCUUUGAUAGUAAUUUAUGUAGAAUACAAAUUAAAAGAGGAAACUAAUUGAUGCUAUGAUUUGUGGGUACAUAUUGCUUAUUGUGACUUGGCAUGUCUCUCUUGCUAGCAAAAUGCUGUAAGAUUUAUACCACUUGAUUUAGCUACUAUUCUUGUUUUAUCUCUACAAUAUAUAUAACACAGAAACAUUUUUUUCAAGCAACUCUUCAUUGCAGAAGUAUAAGACAUCUCAGAGCCAGAAUAAAUGAAAUACGCAAAGAUACCACCAAUGUAGUAGAAUCUUACAGCAUCUUUAGCAAGCAUCUCUUAGCAGAAGCGCUUUGACAAAUUCUUUUAAAAUAUUAGGAUUGCUGACCUGAUCUUGACAACUGUACAGAAACCUGCAUUGUAACAUUGUCCCAAAUAUUCACAAAGAUUGAUUGUAAAUUACCUUCAUCUUUGUACGGAUUGAAGGGGCACACUUGUUUGCUCUAAAACUGCUUUUGCCUAAAGCUCUUUGGCUUUAUCCCCUUGAGAUUCUAACUUGCAUUAUGAUUUGUAAUUGGACACAUACUUUCACUGACACUGUCACGUGAUAUUCUAAUUACUUUUAACCACCAUGUAAAAGUACUGUAUAUCUUUUGGGUUUUUAUUGGUAGUUACUUCUCUUGUGCACAGGUAAUAAAUGAAUUAAACUUCUUUGUGAGCAA